Acanthoscelides obtectus is the source of this 386-nucleotide messenger RNA. The record is from the annotation of a GenBank genome assembly. Lineage: Eukaryota; Metazoa; Arthropoda; Insecta; Coleoptera; Chrysomelidae.
AGGAGUAAGAAAAUUAGUUUCUCGUUGGACUGAACAGCAGAAAGCAGACAGGACAUUUGUGUCAAAAGCGGGUCACAUUGCAACAAUUCCUAUUAAUGAGCAAUGAACUGUUACUGCGGAUUGGUAUACCACCAUUUGUUUGGCAAAAGUCAUCACCGAGCUUCGAAAAAUCAACCCCGAAAGAAGAAUCAUCCUCCAUCAAGACAAUGCAAGCUCGCACACAGUCCAAAAAACAAGGCAGUAUUUAACGGAAGAAAACGUGGAAUUAUUAGAGCAUCCUCCAUAUAGUCCCGAUCUAAGUCCUAACGAUUUCUUUACUUUCCCGAAAAUUAAAAACAGACUGCGUGGUCAAAGGUUCCAGUCACCAGAAGAAGCAGUUGACGCAU